AUGCAGCUGAGGUGGCCUGGAGGGGGCAAGAUGUGGCUUGGAGUCCUGCUGGCACUUUUGCUCUGUUCAAGCCUUGAGAGUCAAGAAAACUCUUUCACCAUCAACAGCAUCCGCAUGGAGAGCCAACCAAUGUGGACAGUGCAAAACGGGUGGAACCUGACCCUCCAGUGCAUUGUGGACAUCAGCACCACCUCACAAGUCAAGCCACAGCACCUGGUGCUGUUCUACAAAGAUGAUGUGAUGUUCUACAAUGUCUCCUCCACGGAGAACAUGGAGAGUUUCUUCAUUCCCCAAGCCAGGGCUUCUGACUCGGGGAAAUACAAGUGCACUGUGCUCCUGAACAACAAGGAGAAAACCACUCCGGAGCACGAACUGCUGGUGAAAGGAGUAGCCAAUCCCAGGGUGAUGCUGGACAAGAAGGAGGUCAUAGAAGGCGGGGUUGUGACGGUCAAUUGUUCUGUUGAAGAGGAAAAGGCCCCAAUAUAUUUCAAAAUUGAAAAAUUUUCACUAGAAACAAAAAGUGUCAAACAAACAAGACAGAAGACUUCUCACAACCAAAAUUUUGUGACGAUCGACUUUCCAAUUGAGGAACAGGACCAUAUUUUAAAAUUCCACUGCCAAGCUAUGGUCGUCUCCGGGCUUCAGAUGGAGUACUCAGAAUUCACCAAGAGUGAAUUGGUCACCGUGAGGGAAUCCUUCUCUACUCCCAAGUUCCACAUCAGUCCUGCAGGGUUGAUCACAGAAGGCGAUCAGCUCCACAUUAAGUGCACCAUUCAGGUGACACACCUGGCCCAGGCAUUUCCCGAAAUCAUAAUCCAGAAGGACAAGGUGAUUGUGGCACACAACAGACAUGGCAGUGAGGCUGUCUACUCUGUGAUGGCCAUGGUGGAACACAAUGGCAACUACACAUGCAAAGUAGAGGCCAGCCGGAUAUCCAAGGUCAGCAGCAUCGUGGUCAACAUAACAGAGCUGUUUUCCAAGCCAAAGCUGGAAUCUUCUGCCACACGUCUGGAUGAGGGUGAAAACCUAAGCCUAUGGUGCAUCAUCCCAGGGGCACCACCAGCCAACUUCACCAUCCAGAAGGGAAACAUGACUGUGACGGAGGCUCAGAAUUUCACCAAGGUCGUCUCAGAAAGAGACAGUGGGACAUAUACCUGCACUGCAGGCAUAGGCAAUGUGGUCAAGAGAAGUAACAAGGUCCAGAUCACCGUGUGUGAAAUGCUGUCCAAGCCCCGGAUUUUUCACGACACCAGAUCUGAGGUGAUAAAAGGACAGAUCAUAGCGAUCAGUUGCCAAUCAAUCAAUGGAACCUCACCUAUUUCUUAUCACCUUUUAAAAGCAAGUAAAAUUAUAGAGAGCCUUCAAAAGAGUUCAAAUGAUCCCGCAGUAUUCCAAGAUAACCCAACAAAAGACGUGGAAUACCAGUGUAUUGUGGAUAAUUGCCACUCUCAUGCUGAAAUGAUCAGCGAGGUCCUGAGGGUCAAGGUUAUAGCCCCAGUUGAUGAGGUCAAGCUGACUAUCCUGUUGAAUGAGGACGUGGAGUCUGGGAAGGCAAUUGUGCUUCGGUGCUCUGUGAAUGAAGGGUCUGGUCCCAUCACCUAUAGGUUUUACAGAGAAAAUGAGGGCAAGCCCUUCUUUCAAAUCACUUUAAAUGACACUCAGGCAAUUUGGCAUAAGCCACAGGCUAGCAGGGAGGAGGAGGGACUGUAUUACUGCACAGCCUUCAACAGAGCCAACUCCACUAGAAGCGUUCCCCAAAGCAACACACUGACAGUCAGAGUCUUCCUUGCCCCAUGGAAGAAAGGACUUAUUGCAGUGGUUGUCAUCGGAGUGAUAAUUGCCACCUUGGUACUUGGGGCCAGAUGCUAUUUUCUGAAGAAAGCCAAGGGCAAACAGAUGCCAGUGGAGAUGUCCAGGUCAGUGGACUUGUAA
This is a messenger RNA of Orycteropus afer afer, 1932 nucleotides long. It is a transcript of the gene PECAM1, whose product is annotated as platelet and endothelial cell adhesion molecule 1. NCBI's taxonomy places the organism in Eukaryota, Metazoa, Chordata, Mammalia, Tubulidentata, Orycteropodidae. The record is from RefSeq and is a predicted model, not a curated record. Gene Ontology annotation, molecular function: transmembrane signaling receptor activity. Gene Ontology annotation, biological process: cell surface receptor signaling pathway.